Molecule: messenger RNA, 5695 nt
Organism: Exaiptasia diaphana
Lineage: Eukaryota; Metazoa; Cnidaria; Anthozoa; Actiniaria; Aiptasiidae
Product: C3 and PZP-like alpha-2-macroglobulin domain-containing protein 8
Exons: 38
Coding region: 121-5250 (1709 amino acids)
Cellular component (GO): extracellular region
Molecular function (GO): endopeptidase inhibitor activity
Source: RefSeq, a predicted model, not a curated record
UGCUGUGGUAUUUGUCGUGGGAGUGAAAAGGUUGGGUUUCCUGCUUUGCGCAAUAACAAAACCAAUAUAUAAAUCUAUUGCUACAAGAGGAAGCUCUAAAGAUACAUUGGUCGUUUCACGAUGGAGAGCMUCUUUAUAGCUCUGCUUGCUUUGUGCUUUGUAUCAGUUCAAAGCCGUUACCUGAUCACCACGUCGCGUAUUUAUCGCACCGGUACUGURGAAACGUUGAACAUCAACCUCUUCGACAACAAAGGAUCAUGGAACAUCACAGCAAGUCUCARAAUCAAAGAUCGUACGAUUGCUAUAGCAACUCAAAUACUCCAAGGCGACUCACAAGGAACGAUGGAGAUCAAGAUUCCUCACAAGGUGAAGAUUCCCCACAGCUCACGUCACAGACGAACCAACGCCCAACUUUCCAUCCUUGGUUUCAAGGUCGGGUCGGAAUCUGAGAGUUUUAAUGAGACACAACCACUAAAGGUUGAAAAACAGGAUAACAGUCUCUUUAUCCAGACUGACAAACCCAUCUACAAACCUGGUCAGACAAUUCGAAUGCGAAUUAUUGGUAUAAAGCCUGAUUUGAAGCCUUUGGAUGGAAAGCUUGAGCGAGUGACAGUGGUGAAUCCAUCGGGCGUCCGUAUGCAACAGUGGAACAAUCUUGAGCUCAAAGAUGGAAUGCAAAGUCUCAAGAUGCUGUUAUCUGAACAACCAAUACUUGGGAACUGGAAAAUAAAAGCAGUUUUCAAGGGCAAGACAAUUACCAAGAAAAUCGAAGUCUCUAAAUAUGUCUUGCCAAAGUUUGAAGUCACCAUCGAUCCACCAACAUUCAUUGCUGUAGACAGCAAGGUUGUUGAUGGAACUAUAUGUGCAAGGUAUACCUAUGGCCAGUUAGUGGCUGGAACCCUGAAGGUUACAUUUCACAUCAAGCAAAACUGGUGGUGGAGAAAGAAAGCUGAAAAGAAAAUCACGGUUGAAGCUAAGGUAAAAGGAUGUUACARUUUUGCCCUCAAAAACAAAGAGCUUGGUCUCGAUGGUAUGAAAUAUUCUUAUCAUGGAUCUCGCCUGAAUAUCACUGCUACCCUAACAGAGGAAGCCACUGGAGUAACUCGUGCUGCCGAGAGUACCGAGACUGCUAUUGUUCCUUAUCGAGYCAAGCUGAACUUUUAUGMAGGAACACCGAGAUUUUUUAAGCCUGGGUUACCUUUCUACGGUCAGCUCCGCGUUCAGUCACCCGAUGGGCAACCUCUCUCCGGGGAAGAUAUCCGUAUUACAGCUAAGCACGGAGGGAAAACCUUUUACACUAAAAAUUUUGUUGUUCAAAAUGGAGUAGUAAACUUUGAAAUCAAAGAUGUUCCUCAUCGCUUCAACUACAUUGCUCUUGAUGCUCGACAUGGUAAAGGUGACAUCUUUGGUAAAGACUAUGCAAGCACAAACUGGUACCCCACUGCUGGUAUUCACUGUACACCAUGGUACUCGAAAACUUGGAGCGUAUUAGCCAUACAAAAGCCUAAAUCAUUAAAGGUUGGAACCAGAGCCAAGAUACAUUUCAAGUAUACGUCCAUGGAGAAGAAAUUUACAAGUGAACUUUUUUAUCACGUCAUGUGUGGAGGAAAKGUAACAGCAUCAGGAAGCAAACCGCUGAAUUUUGAAGACAAGUCACAGMAAGCUAAAACUAAUAYUACUACURCAAGCAAUAAUACSGCACAAUCAACAACAAUUGCAAAACAAAAAACACRAAAUACAACGACUACUACGAGUUCCUCGUCGCCUGGCAACCCUGAUCGACAGUGGRYCUCACCUGUAGUUGGYCCAGUUGGACCAAGUAAAGAUGAACGCCCAAACAUUUCCAGACUUUACAAAGGAAAUGGUUUCAUCAAGUUGAACGUGAUUCAAGCAAUGGUGCCUUCAUGUCGUUUACUUAUGUUUUAUGUCAAAAAAGAUGGAGAAACCGUAGCAGACAGCAYUGUGAUUGAUGUGGACGGCAAAUUAGAAAACCAGGUUGUUGUUCGAUUUGAUGACAAUGUCCGCAAACCAGGAGAGAAAGUUAGCAUCACAAUGAAAGCUGCACCAGGRUCAACUGUCGCUCUAGCUGGUGUCGAUAAAAGUGUUCGGCUUUUAAAAUCAGCUGAUGAUCUCACCAACGAUAAGGUUUUAAAUUUUCUAACAUCUCAAGAUGUCGGACCUUCAAAUUAUAACCCAAGACGAAGGAAAUGUGAUGGAUACGACUACUGGGGAGGCUGGGGAGGUGGUGGUUUCGGAGGAGGCUUUGGACCAGUUCCUCGCAGACGAGCACGGACAAUAUUCCCACCCUACUCACGCAGCAGUUUUGUCGAYUCGUCAAAAGCAUUUCAUGAUUCUGGUGUGGUAUAUUUCUCUGAUCUGAUAGUGGAAUCCCGUCCAUGCCCUAAGUUCUAUGGCUGGAGGUCACGUGAGUUUGGGUUUGGGUUAGGCGGUGGAGGAGCAGGGGGCGCAAGUGGAGGCGCGGUCGAUGGACCGAUAGCGGUUCCUCUCGUAAUGGAAAGGAACACUGAUGCUUCUAAUGUACAAAAGAAGAAAAAAUCGCAGGCUCCAACUGUGCGUAAAAAUUUCCCUGAAACAUGGUUAUGGAUGGAAGAAACCAUCAGCGAUGACAGCGGUCAACGGACCAUUAACGCCACAGUCCCAGAUACCAUCACCAGUUGGUACCUUAAUGCAUUUGCCAUGUCGUCAAAGAGUGGUAUAGGAGUGUCUGAUCCUUCUGUAUUGACAGUCUUCCAGCCAUUCUUCGUGUCGUUCACCUUGCCGUACUCCGUCAUCCGCGGAGAAGAAGUCAGCGUCAUUGCAACAGUCUUCAAUUAUAUGAGUAAAUGUGCAACGGUUCGAAUCAGCUUAACCCAAUCAGAUCACUUCAAUCUCAGCUCAGAUGUUGACCAUAACCUGUGCAUUUGUGGAAAUGAAGCUAAGUCAGUGAAGUACGUUAUUACGCCUAUACAACUCGGUAACAUACCCCUCAAGGUCACGGUCAAGAACGUCCAGAAAAGUCUAUGUAAAAAWCCAUCAGAAGAAGCYCCUAUAGGUAUAUCUGAUGCUGUACAGCGAAAGCUCUUGGUUGAGCCCGAGGGUGUCCGYCAGGAUUACACGUACAAUAGCUUCAUCUGCCCAGAAGAAACAGAAAAGAAAUUAUUCCAUGAUUUCAUUGAAGUUUCUCUUCCUGAGCACUACGUMCCCGGCUCUGUACAUGCAACACUCUCUGCUAUCGGUGAUCUGAUGGGCCCCAGUUUAUCAGGUCUUGAGGAACUGCUCAGGUUACCUACAGGAUGUGGAGAGCAAAACAUGGUCAAGUUCGCCCCUAACAUUUAUAUCAUGCAAUAUCUUAAGAGCACCAAUCAGCUCACUGGAAGUAUUGCAGAUAAGGCUAAGGGAUUCCUCAGAACAGGAUACCAAAGAGAAUUAACUUACAAACGCAAAGACGGUUCCUACAGUGCUUUUGGUGAUAGAGAUAAAGAAGGCAGUUUAUGGCUGACUGCAUUUGUAGUCCGCUCGUUCUCUCAAGCUCGUCCGUUCAUAUUUGUCGAUGAAGACGAAAUUAACUCUACUCUCAAGUGGAUCAAAGAGAAGCAACUUGAAACUGGCUGUUUCAAAAAACACGGACAGUUAUUCMACAAAGCACUUAAGGGAGGUGUAUCAACUCCAAUUACAUUGACUGCCUAUAUUGUUAUAUCACUGCUUGAGAGUGACGUUGAUCCUAAGAACGUUGUCAUUGCUAAAGCACUCAGGUGCAUCACCGACCAAAGAAACAGCGUGCUAGAUGCAUACGGUAAUGCAAUCAUUGCAUACGCACUGACACUUGCUAAGCAUCCUGAUCGUCCACAAUUCAUACGAAGACUCAAGUCACAGGCUAUUGUGAAAGACGGUUUGAUGCACUGGGAGAAGAAAGAAAAGUCUCAGCGAGCAUCAUCAAUUGGUUGGCAGCCACCUUAUCACCGCUCUCGCUCAGCAAACAUCGAAAUGACUGCCUAUGCACUCAUGGCAAUAAUAGGUGACGGAAGGGACUCUAAAGCCAUCGCAGAUUCAAUGCCKAUUAUCCGUUGGAUAGCGAAACAGAGAAAUGCMCAAGGGGGAUUCUCGUCCACGCAGGACACGUGUAUUGCUCUUCAAGGUCUGUCCAAAUAUGCCAGGUUCAUCUAUAAAAGUGGCGUAACACGAAUGAGGAUCAAUGUUGGCUACACACGUGAUCCCUUCCACCAUGAGUUCCGUAUCGAGGAUAGUAAUCGACUUGUACUACAACGUGUCGAGAUUCCAGAAAAGAUCCUCCAUUCUAAAAGAAUCCCUGUCGAUGCUGUAGGACAAGGAUGUGCUUUGCUGCAGACUGAUGUUUCGUAUAACAUCCCAGAAGUCUCUGAGCCCCCAGCGUUUGCCCUGUCGGUCAGCGUGUACCCACGAAAAGGACUGCGUUCUUCUGUUGUGACAUCAGAGGCAGGAGAACAGUUAUGCCAACCACUGGAGCUGAGAGUAUGCACUAAGUGGCUGGAGGAAGAUAAAUCAGGAAUGGCAGUCAUUGAUGUUAAGCUUGUAUCAGGCUAUACUGCAGAUAAAGAAUCUUUGGACAGGUUGAUGAACAGAUUUGACCUUGGGUUGAGGAAAUAUGAAAUGAAUGAAAACAAUGUUGUUCUGUACUUUGACGAGAUUAAGAGAGUCUGUGUAACCUUUGGAAUCCAACAAACGUCUGUGGUGAAGAAAACAAAACCUGCUUCAGCGAAAGUGUACGAAUACUACGAUACAGACAACUCAGCGACUACUAUGUACAACAUAACGGAAGACCUCUGCCUGCCUGAACCAGAGCCUCCAACAACUCCACCAUCAACCAAUCCUUGUCCCUUGUGCCCUAAAACGAUUGACGUUACUGCCCUUCGACAAAUUAUUUGCAAGACAAAUAAUGUAAUGGCGGUACGUACGGUAAAAGCUGGAGAAACAAGGUUCGAGUACGUGGUAUCUAGUAAGGAGUUUGCAUCAGACAAAAAGCUACAGAAAAAUGUUCGACCAAUUAAUAUUACCCUCCCAAAGGCAUGUGGCUGUAAAGUUUUGGGCCCAGGAAACAAAGCGUUAAUUUUGUUAAAACGCAAAACGAUCGCGAAGAGUGUAAAGACAUUGAAGUUAGAUGGAAAUUCGGUUGUGAUACCACGUAAAGCUGCUUUGACAACUCUACUGAGGGGUGCGAUGAAAAAAUGCAUCGUCCCAAAACUGGCGUUUGGCUCAGGUCAAAAUGAUCCUUGAGYGACCUCAUUGAUACUGCGCACUUUCGCUACACUUAGAAAUCCCUAGGCAAGAACAAUGUAGUGUUUUGACGAUAAUGAAUAUAUAUAUAACAAUCAGUUCUUUCAAAAAUGCUGUUUGUUAAGGUGUACUGACAUCAUGACCUAUGAAGGGCUCAAAAAUCCCUUAAUUUUUUUUAAAAAUUUUAUCUAUACUAAAAAUCAGUUAAAGUGCAAGACUAAGCUCACCCUAAUAAUAGCUAUUGUGACUUACAACGGAAAUUUUGUUAGGAAAACUCUAUUCAUCGGUUUAUAGAUACUGUUAGUCCUGAAUCUGAAAAGACAUGGUUGAAAUAUCCCUAAAGCCUUUAUCAAAAAUGUAUGUUUAAAUCUAAGCCAUAAACUAUUGUCAGCAGCUUUGUGAAUAAACUUCUUGAAAUAAGAAAAAAGACACAUUUUUUCAUUAA